Molecule: messenger RNA, 1089 nt
Organism: Colletotrichum karsti
Lineage: Eukaryota; Fungi; Ascomycota; Sordariomycetes; Glomerellales; Glomerellaceae
Exons: 3
Coding region: 1-1089 (362 amino acids)
Molecular function (GO): catalytic activity
Source: RefSeq, a predicted model, not a curated record
AUGCUGUUCUCUAAAACUCUGACUCUCGCCAUCGCUGGUGCUCAAGGCAUCCUGGCCGCGCCCGCCUUUACCAAUGGCACAGGCACAGUGGACCGGUCGAACCUGACCGUGGCUUUGGUUCGCAAGCCUCCGCCCAACUGGCCGCUUCCGCUCACCAACUACGACUACACGGGCAUCACUUUCAACAUCAGCGAGUGUGUGGAUACCGGCAUCGAGCUCAUUCGCGAGGCCAAGGCUCAAGGCGCAAAUCUCAUUGCCUUCCCGGAACUCUGGUUCCCUGGCUUUCCGAAGGGAUUGGGUAGUGAAUUCAACUUCACUCAGGAUUACCUCCCAUCCUACAUCGACAACACGAUCGUCGUCGGAGACGAACAGUGGAACCGCCUGAUUUCAGCCAUUGCAGAGGCCGGCAUCUACACCAUCCUCAACUUUGUCGAGCGUGAGGACGACUUCAUCUACAUAUCUCAAAGCUUGGUCGACGCGCGGGGAAAGAUUCUUCAUCACCGCCGCAAGUUGCGCCCCAACGGCAAUGAGCGGGACAUUUUCAGCGAUGGUACUCUCGACGGACUCAAGAUUUUGGAGACAGAGUAUGGCAGAUGGGGAAUGCUUGCAUGCUGGGAGCACUUUUGGCCGAGCAUGACGUUCAACAUGUGGGUUCAGCGCGAACAUGUCCACCUGGCGGCAUUCCCGUACCUGACCACAAACGACGACGAAACCGCCUCGGGUGCUUGGGAGAAGGAUGUGGUGAAUCAGGGAGUCACCAGCACAUACGCCAUCGUGAGCGGCGCGUACACGCUCGUCCCGUCCAUCGGUUCGAGCUUCAUCUUCGACCCGACGGGCGAGAGGGUGGCUUACAUGAGUGCCGAUGUCAGUCUCGAGGAGUUUCCCAUGCUCUACUACAGUUUCGACACCAGUCGGUUCAACAGCUCAGCCACUUACGAUGUCAAUGGCCAAACGUCUUGGGCAAUCUUGAGUCAGAUUGUUGACGGCUUUCCCGACUAUGUGCCCAAAGUUGAGGGCGAGUUUGUGAAGCAUAAGAACGUCUCUGUUGAGUUGCUUCAGACAGGAGAGUACGUCAUGCCUUCUUCUUGA